This is a messenger RNA of Dromaius novaehollandiae (emu), 3195 nucleotides long. RefSeq names its product solute carrier family 66 member 1 (gene SLC66A1). The record is from RefSeq and is a predicted model, not a curated record. Gene Ontology annotation, cellular component: lysosomal membrane. The transcript is spliced from 8 exons. The coding region runs from base 161 to 1066 and encodes 301 amino acids. NCBI's taxonomy places the organism in Eukaryota, Metazoa, Chordata, Aves, Casuariiformes, Dromaiidae. Gene Ontology annotation, molecular function: L-lysine transmembrane transporter activity.
CGCCGCCGUCACCGCCCCCGGAAAAGGCGGGGCGACGCGGGCGGGGCGGCGGCUAAAAGCCGGGGCGGCCGCCGGCUCUUGACUGCGCCGCCGGUUCUGCCCGGCCGUCGAGAAACCGUCCCUCGCUCUGCCCCGGGUGCCGCAGGCCUUGCCUGGCGCCAUGGAGGCCGCGGCGGGCGGCAACUUCUCCGACUGCCCCAACGGCUCGCAGUGGGUGCAGGAUGUGUUUGACGAGUGUGCCCGCGAUGGCCGUGAUGUGGCCAGUGUCGUGCUGGGGCUGGUGUCCAUUUGCUGCUUUGCUGCUGCCUCCUUCCCGCAGUUCUACCAAGCCUGCAAGACAGGUGUCAUGGACCAGGCACUCUCCAUCUACUUCCUGCUGGGAUGGCUGGGUGGAGACCUCCUAAAUCUCAUCGGCUCCUUCCUGGCUAAUCAGCUGCCCCUGCAGAUUUACACUGCUGUUUACUAUGUGCUGGCAGACCUGGUCAUGCUGUCUCUGUACUGCUACUAUAAAGCCAAGAACCAAAGCGGAGGAUUCCGUGCUCCGAUCAACGCAGCCUUCCUCUUCGUUUUCCUGGGAACGGUAUCAACCAUGUCCUUCCUGGGCAGAGAGAGCGGCUUGGCGUGGGAACCGGUGACGUUCAAAGGGAGGGCUCUUCUGUCCACUGGUGUGCAGGAGUCUGGGUAUACGCCAUUCACCAGGAAUGAAAUCAUCGGCUUCACCAUCGGCUCCAUCUCCUCUGUGCUCUACCUGUGCUCCCGGCUCCCCCAGAUUUAUACGAAUUACAAGAGGAAGUCGACUGUCGGGGUCUCCUACUCCCUGUUUGCUCUGGUGAUGCUGGGGAACACUCUGUAUGGCGUAAGCGUACUCCUGAAGAACCCAGAGCCAGGCCAGAGUGAAGGUGACUACAUCCUACACCACCUUCCCUGGCUCAUCGGCAGCCUGGGCGUCCUCUCCCUUGAUGUGAUCAUCUCCCUCCAGUUCCUUGCUUACCAGAAAGGAAGGCCUGGCACUCCACAAGAGAGGGAUGCCCUCCUUGGCAAGCAGGAAGAACCCUUCGACAGCUGACCAAGGGGACUUGCUCUGGUGUGCGGACAAGGAGAUGCAGGCGAGAAAGCUGACCUUAAAGCCAGGCCAACUGGACUCAGUCCUGUUGUCUUUGGGUGGCCUUUGGAAGAGGAGGCCAUGAGCCAGGGAGUGAUGUGUGAUGCUGCUAAGGUGUCCUGCCUGCCCAGGACUCUGCUGGGAGACCUUGCACCUCGCUGAUACCAAUGAUGCUAACAGGAGAAACAGGGAAGAACUAGAUACCUCAGAUGGUCACUCCACUGCUCUGGAGCCCCACAGCCAAACUUGGUCACUUCUGCUUUCUGUACUGUAUCUCAAAGGUGAUCUUGACCUUUUCUGUUACUGGCAAAAGUGAAAAGAGGCCAAGAUGCUGUGGGGAGGGGACAGAGCUAGGAGCGGCCUGUCACAAGACAUGAGCACCACUUCCCUUCUGCCCUUCACUUGCUGCUCUUGCAUCUCCACUGCUGAACUUCUGGAAGAGCCAGCAGUGAGGGGAACUGGUGGGGGGGGAGCAAAAGUGUUUUAAUCCCACCUCUGUAUUUUAAUUGCUAUGGCUUACACUUCUAUAAAAACAAGUCCUUGCCCCCUGUGCCUCUGUUGCUUUUGUUUUGUGGGUUUACCUGGCUGUUGCUGCCUCUUAAUUAGCUUCAUAUUCCCCCUUUCUUUGAAAUGCAUGAACUUUGCUUUCUUCAUCUCACUUAGCCCCAGUUAACAAAAAAAACCCACCUUCUUGGGGCAAGCUAGUGCCUUUCUUUUUGUUUAGCCUCUAAUGCAAUGAAGUAGGCAGAAGUGAGGGAAGAGAGAUAUCUGUCCACAUCCUGCUUGAUUACUACUAGCUUUUACAUGAGACACAGCUCCUUGGUGAUGUGCAAACCCUGUUACAGGAGCAGGAAUGUGGUUUCCAGCAAGGCUGCAGUCCUGGCUGCUGGCUUUCUGCUCAGGCUUGGUUUUAGUCUAGUCUUCUCUCCCUGACAAAUUUAUCCCUGACUCCUCUGUCUCAUUUCUUCUCCUGGGGUGUUGCCCUGUGUGCCAGCACUGUCUCCUCAGCUGAGGGCUAGACAGGAGAAACUAUCUUCCUUUCCCCAUUAUCUGUGUUCACUUUUAUCUCUCUCUCUAUCAGCUAACCCUUCCCCUGUGCUUGUCCCCUGAGCACCCCUGCUUUAAGCCCUCUUGGCUGUUCCUUAUCACUGUUUUGCUCUUCCUCAGCCUGUCCUGUGACAGCUGCCCUGGGAAGGGGAAGUCAUUCCUCCCAUGUCCUCCCUGAGCCACAGCUCUGCAUUUACACAAUGCAGCCCUGACUGGUUACAAAAGAGGGAGUCAAACCACUAAAUAGGCAUCAAACUACAACAGCAGAUAGAUUAACACAAAAAGAGGGCCCCUGAAUUUACCAAGGUGACCUAGAGCUUGGGGGUAGGAUUGGAUUUGGUGCACACACAAAAAUGAAGAGCCUUGUCUUGGCUCUCCACCCCACUGGUAACUGGCAUGUGCUGGUUAGUGGGAGCUUUUUUUACUGCCAGCUGAACAAGCUUUACUAAAGGAGGCAAAAAUACAUACAUGUAACUUAAUUCCUUCCUCCCAGGUGUAGUUACAGCACAUACAAGGGUGAUGCUGGUUUAGGGCUUCUUUAACUCAAACCCACCCAGCUGAGCUAAAAUGGGAGCAAGGUGAAACAGCUGCUGCCACUCUGCAUCUGGUGGAGUGAAUUUACAUGCUGGCAGCCAGCCAGCUGAUGGUGGAUGGAAAUGAAUGUCUUGCAAAAACCCCCAGAGGCUCUCGCUGAGGCUAUCAUCCCUCUGAGGCUGUCAUGCAACCCUAUUCCCCAAAGAGCUUGCAAUUUAAGAUUUGACAAAUAGGUGAGUGUUACAGCGCAACAGGAAAGGCGCAGGCAAGAACAAACUUGACCCAAAGUCACAAAAUAACUCGGUAGCAGAGGGGGGAAGUUGCAGACUUGUAGAAGCCAGGUGCGAUCUGGAGGUUUGCACCCAAACCCUCUGCUCAUGCUGCUUGGGGAAGGGGAAUAAACUGAUGCACCAGCUGCACCUUGUUUAUGGAUUAUACCUGUGUAACUGUUUUGGGAAAAGGGCAUAUUGUCCAUGUGCCACAAGGCUAUACAUUAAAUUCACCUGAAAUUA